AUGGCCCCGAUACAGAAGGAAUGCGACUACCUUGUCCUUGGCGGCGGCUCCGGCGGUCUCGCCAGCGCGCGACGAGCCAGCGGCAUGUACGGCGCCAAAGCCAUCGUGAUUGAGAACAAGCGUCUGGGCGGCACAUGUGUGAACGUGGGCUGCGUGCCCAAGAAGAUCACCUGGAACGCUGCGAACAUCGCUGAGCAUAUGAAGGACGCGAGGGCGUAUCAGUUUAGUUUCGAGGAGACGGCGCCGUUCAAUUGGGGUGCGUUUAAGCGGAAGAGGGAUGCGUAUGUGAAGCGGCUGAACGGAAUCUAUGAGAAGAAUUUGAAGAGCGAUAAGGUGGAGUAUCUGCAUGGGACGGCGAGUUUCAUCGAUUCGCAUACGGUCAAGGUGCUGCUGGAUGAUAAUAGCGAGGCGGAGAUCAAGGCGAAGAGGAUCCUGGUUGCGGUUGGUGGAUAUCCCAACUUGGCACCUGUUGAGGGCGCGGAGCAUGGUAUCACGUCUGAUGGCUUCUUCGAGCUUGAGACGCAGCCGAAGAAGGUCGCUGUGGUGGGCGCGGGCUAUAUCGCUGUAGAGAUGGCGGAAACCCGCCUCUUCAUCCGCAACGACACCUUCCUCCGGAGCUUCGACCCGAUGGUGCAGGAGAAAGUGACGGCACAAUACGAGAAGAACGGCAUACAUCUCCACAAGCAGUCCUCGCAAUCCAAGCUCGAGGAUCUCGGGAACGGCAAGAAGAAGCUACACUACAAGGACCAGAGUGGCGAGGGCAGUAUCGAAGUCGAUACAGUCCUCUGGGCCAUUGGCCGCAGUCCCGAACUAGAAAAGCUGAAUCUCAAAGUCACGAAAGUGGCUCAAAAUGACAAAGGCCACAUCAAGACCGACGACUACCAGAACACCAACAUCGAGCACAUCUACGCUCUAGGCGACGUCUGCGACCGCGGCUUCGAACUCACACCCGUGGCCAUCGCAGCCGGACGCAGACUAGCAGAUCGUCUCUUCGGCGGAAUGAAAGACGCGCACUUGGACUACAGCAAUAUCCCCUCGGUCGUCUUCUCCCAUCCAGAAGUCGGCAGUAUCGGCAUGACCGAGCCUGAUGCGAGGAAGAAGUUUGGCGAUGAUAUCAAGAUCUACUCUUCGAACUUCACGGAUAUGUACUUUGCUAUGCAUGAGCAGGAUGAGAAGACUCCGACUGCCUACAAGUUGAUUUGUCAGGGCAAGGAUGAGAAGGUGGUGGGAAUGCAUAUUCUGGGCAUGGGAUCGAGUGAGGUGCUGCAGGGUUUCGGUGUGGCUAUCAAGAUGGGUGCCACCAAGGCGGACUUUGAUCGGUGUGUGGCGAUUCAUCCUACCGCUUCUGAGGAGCUGGUGACGAUGAAGUAG
Recurvomyces mirabilis is the source of this 1371-nucleotide messenger RNA. It is a transcript of the gene GLR1, whose product is annotated as Glutathione reductase. Gene Ontology annotation, biological process: cell redox homeostasis; cellular response to oxidative stress; glutathione metabolic process. Gene Ontology annotation, molecular function: NADP binding; flavin adenine dinucleotide binding; glutathione-disulfide reductase (NADPH) activity. Gene Ontology annotation, cellular component: mitochondrion; cytosol. Bases 1 to 1371 code for a protein of 456 amino acids. NCBI's taxonomy places the organism in Eukaryota, Fungi, Ascomycota, Dothideomycetes, Mycosphaerellales, Teratosphaeriaceae. The transcript is spliced from 2 exons. The record is from RefSeq and is a predicted model, not a curated record.